Zophobas morio is the source of this 1027-nucleotide messenger RNA. RefSeq names its product holocytochrome c-type synthase (gene Cchl). The coding region runs from base 120 to 893 and encodes 257 amino acids. The transcript is spliced from 6 exons. The record is from RefSeq and is a predicted model, not a curated record. Gene Ontology annotation, cellular component: mitochondrion. Gene Ontology annotation, biological process: cytochrome c-heme linkage. NCBI's taxonomy places the organism in Eukaryota, Metazoa, Arthropoda, Insecta, Coleoptera, Tenebrionidae. Gene Ontology annotation, molecular function: holocytochrome-c synthase activity.
CAUUACUUUCGCGUGCCGGUUUUUUGACAUAUGACAUAUGUCAUCUCAAAUUUCAUCAGCCGUUAUUGCAUUAAAAUAGCAAAAAAUUUCCCGUAUAUGCAUUAAACUAACAAGUCAAAAUGGGAAACACUGUAUCCGCUGCCGAAAUAGCAGCGACGCAAAUUGUCCAUCCCAACGCCCCCCAAAAACAUGACUUUAAUAAAGAGGUAGUUAGGCCCCAUGGCUUCACAGGUUCCCAGAUACCACCGGAAUGCCCCAUGCAUAAAGCAGCAGCCCCCUCUGAGUGUCCAGUCCAUCAAGGGGAAAUCAACCCUUUGAACAUGAUGGGGCCUGCAAACCAGGAGCCAUCACCAGGCCAACCAUUUUCGCUGCCAAAGGAUCGACAAGUGUCUAACAUUCCUAAAUCCGUUGUAAAGGAAGGUGAGAGCCCCUUUUGGGUGUACCCAAGUCAACAGAUGUUUUGGAAUGCCAUGCUGAGAAAAGGUUGGCGUUGGAAGGAAGAAGACAUUACACCCAAAGACAUGGAUGAUAUUAUCAAAAUACACAACGCAAAUAAUGAACAGGCGUGGCUAGAAGUGUUAAAAUGGGAAGCUCUUCAUGCUAAAGAAUGUGGCAAUCCUAAAUUGAAAAGUUUUGGAGGUAAGGCUACACAGUACAGCCCCAGGGCUAGAAUCAGGUGGCUGUUGGGCUAUGAAUUACCAUUUGAUCGACAUGACUGGAUUGUGGAUAGGUGUGGCAAAGAAGUCAGAUAUGUUAUUGAUUAUUAUGAUGGGGGUUCAGUCAGCCAGAAGUAUCAAUUUGCGUUAUUGGAUGUAAGGCCUGCCAUGGACAGCUUUGAGAAUAUUUGGGACAGAAUGACAGUUGCCUGGUGGAGAUGGAGGUAUGGGGAUUAAUCUGCAAAGAUAGUAGAUGGAAGAGUGUCUUGAACCUUCUCACGUUUCGUUCAUACCGUCUCGUAUUUACCUUAUAGCGGUAGAAGUAGACAACUGACUGUUAUUAUUUAUAUUUAAUUAAAUCGUUUCCUUAU